UUACAAUCAGAAGGUUACAGCAAAAGCAUUUGAAAAACAAAAAACUUCAACAUGGGAGAUUUUAAGCACGGAACAUUUCAUUGCUUUGAUGAUAUUACUACAUGCCUUAUAACAUACUUUUUACCUUGUAUCACUGCUGGUAAAAAUGCUGAACAUGUAAAUGAAAACUGUUUGCUGUAUGGAUGUUUAGGUAUAACGUGUGUUGGGCCAAUAACUAGAGCCAUGAUUCGUGCAAAAAUUCGUGAAAAACACAGCAUUAAGGGAUCCUGUCCUGAAGAUUUUUUAUGUCAUUUGUUUUGCCCGUUUUGUUCUCUGGUUCAGGAAUCACUGGAAGCUCAGGACCACGGUGCCCCAAAGCUAUUACCCAUUGCCAGAGAGUAACUUUUGUUAAUAGUAAAAAAAAAAUAUUGUAGUAUUUAAAGUUAAAAGUUUUUUUUAACACA
Molecule: messenger RNA, 443 nt
Organism: Hydra vulgaris (swiftwater hydra)
Lineage: Eukaryota; Metazoa; Cnidaria; Hydrozoa; Anthoathecata; Hydridae
Source: RefSeq, a predicted model, not a curated record